This is a messenger RNA of Stegostoma tigrinum, 2268 nucleotides long. RefSeq names its product DAZ associated protein 1 (gene dazap1). Gene Ontology annotation, cellular component: cytoplasm. Gene Ontology annotation, molecular function: RNA binding. NCBI's taxonomy places the organism in Eukaryota, Metazoa, Chordata, Chondrichthyes, Orectolobiformes, Stegostomatidae. Bases 415 to 1752 code for a protein of 445 amino acids. The record is from RefSeq and is a predicted model, not a curated record. The transcript has 13 exons.
GUAGCGCUGCGGUUGUUGCGCAGUUUCAGCGUCGGUUGGGAUUUUUUCCCCCCUUUUCCCCUCCCCCACCAUCAUUGCCGCUCUCGCUCGCUCUGUUUGUCCCUCUCAGUGUCGGUGAAGCGCAGGCGCCGAAGCAGCCGCCGGCGGUGCUGCUGCUGGAGGUGGAGGAGGAGGUGGUGGUGGUGGGGGUAGGAGGAAGGAAAAAUAAAGUGAAAAGCGGAGCGCUAAUCGAUCCGAGCCGCUCGGUGACCGGACCCGUUAGCUCCGGCGGAAAGGGGAGGGGAGAGAAAAAAGACAUACAGACCGGCACAAAGAGAGAUCCAGUGAAAAUCGGAGAAAACGGCCGACCAACACCGAGAAACCGCCUUGCCGUCGAGCCGCGCCGACAGCCCCGUUUCCUCCCCACCCGCCGCCAUGAACAACCAGGGCGGCGACGAGAUCGGGAAGCUGUUUGUGGGUGGUCUUGACUGGAACACUACACAGGAGACGCUCCGUGACUACUUCUCUCAAUAUGGUGAGGUGGUAGAUUGUGUAAUCAUGAAAGACAAGAUGACAAAUCAGUCUCGAGGUUUUGGAUUUGUGAAGUUCAAGGAUCCAAACUGUGUGGCCACAGUACUAGCCAGCAGACCUCAUAACCUUGAUGGUAGAACGAUUGAUCCAAAACCAUGUACGCCUCGAUCCAUGCAGCAAGAAAAACCAAAACCAAAAGAAGGUGGAUGGGGAAAGAGCUCACAAAACCAGAGCAGCAAUAAAUCAAAGAAGGUAUUUGUUGGUGGAAUUCCUCACAACUGUAGUGAGUCAGAACUCAGGGAUUACUUCAAAAGGUUUGGAGUGGUCUCUGAAGUGGUAAUGAUCUAUGAUGCCGAGAAGCAGAGGCCCCGAGGUUUUGGAUUUAUUACUUUCGAGGACGAGCAAUCAGUGGACCAGGCUGUCAACAUGCAUUAUCACGACAUCAUGGGCAAAAAAGUUGAAGUGAAACGUGCAGAGCCUCGUGACAGUAAAGGUCCAGGGCCUGGCCAGCCAGGAGCACCACAGUGGGGCAGGAGUUUGCCAAAUGCAGCUAAUGGCUGGGGAGGUCAGCCCUCACAAGGCUGGCAGCAACAGACCUAUGGUAGUCCACAAGGGAUGUGGAUGGCACCUGGUCAGCCAAUGGGUGGGUAUGGUCCGCCACCACCUCCAGGAGGGAGGGGUGCCCCUCCACAGCCUCCCCACUUUAAUCCCUAUGUAGUUCCACAACCACCUCCAGGAGGAUUUGCACCACCUCAGGGAUUUGGACAAGGUUUUGGUGCUCCUCCGCAAUAUGGCUAUGGAGGAUUUGGCGCACCUCCAGCUGACCAGUUUGGCCCACCUGGAAUACCAGCUCCGCCUGCCACACCAGGAGCAGGACAGAUGGGCUACCCACCAGCAACACAGACACCUCAGGACAUGAGCAAGCCACCUGCUGGACAGCCCGAAUUCCCUGGGUACAACCAGUAUGGCAUGGGUAACUAUCCUCAGGAUCCUUCAGGCUACGGACCCACGCGUCCUUCUCAGACUUACGGUCAGGCUGAGCAGGGAUAUAGUGCAGCAGGUUAUGGGCAAGAUAUGAGUGGUUUUGGCCAAGCCCCAGGUUUCUCGGAUCCAAAUCAGCCCGCUCCCUCAUUUGGAGGACCCUCAGCACCAGCACCUCCAGGGGCUCCACCAUCUGCACCAGGUGGAUUUGCCCGCGGUCAGAACCACAAUGCUCAGGGGUUCCACCCUUACAGGCGUUAAAACCAUGGCAGGGAAAGGAAAUAAAGGAGUAUAUUCUGGUGUAAACUUGGCCAGAAAUUCCUUAAUUUUGUGACUCUUUUGUGACAAUCACUUGAUUAAAUAACAAAAACAACAAAAAAAAAUUUAAAAGGAGUUUGAAGGAUACGCUGUGGGCUGUGGACUGCAUUUUUUUUUGAACUUAUUCUCCUCUUUUCCCAACAGCACAAUGAUCUCUUUGUGCUCUGAGUGUUGCAAGGUUUAGGAGAAAUAUUCUGCUGUACCAUAUAACUCUUGAUUUCAUUUUUUUUGAUUUGUUCCUUAUUCUGAGCCUUUGUUUUACCCUAGUAUACUUUAUGUUUAAAAUUGAAACAUUUGAACACAGACGUUACAAUUUUUAGGAGAAAUUUUGUACUAUUUACAUCUGACUUAUUUUUUAAUUUAAAGAUGUAGAUUUCCCUUCAGAAUGGCUGUAGAAUAAACUGCAAAAUAAAGACAGAUGACCCCAGUUUAAAUAAAGAGAGCACAUUUCGUUUAAAA